AUUCAAAAUGAUCAGAAUAAAAAUCAAAACAGUUCUAUUCUUAACAUUACUUGAAAUAUUCUUGGUGGCAACAACUGCCUUCGAAGAGACGUGUGAAUUCGACCGAGAAAUGGAAAAAAAGUGCCGGAUUCAUAAUUAUAAAACCGUGAAACCAUUGCUAGAUUAUUUUAGACAGGUUAGAAAUGAGUUAGAAGAUAAAGAAAUUAAGGAAAAUAAGUUAAUUGAAUUAAAUUCGGAUCUUAUGGAAAAAUAUCAUAAAAUUGUUGAAAUUCACGAAAAAUUCACGAAGGAGGCAGCUCUAUUAGAUGAGUAUAAAAACAAACUUUUGAAAGCGGACAACGAUUUGGAAUUGUGUCAAACUAAUAUCUAUAGACUUGGAUAUAGGGUUAAUUUACAACAAAAUCAAAUAAAGGAAGAAUUAAUAUAUAAAGCCAACAUCAUAGCAAAUUACCAGCAUCAAUUAGAUACUCUCAACUCUAGGUUAAAUGAAAAAGAUGAAUUUAUAAAGAGUUUUAAUGUAGAUACCCAAAGCAUCACAGAACAAGAGAUAAUAAUUGCAACGAAAGUAGAGAAGAGUCAAACUCAGCAAUUAAUGAAAGAUGAAGAUAAUCAGUUAUGUCAAUCUCAAAAUGAUAACUUAAAUGCCACUUCUUGCAUUCCAUUUGGGGAUUCAAAUGUUCAUCAACUCAAUAUCUCUGGGAUAGGUUGCUUCGAUGUUUUAUGCGAUAGUCAGUUAGCUGGACCUGGAUGGAUUGUAAUACAACAAAGAGUUGGGGGAAAUGACAGCUUUGAUUGGAACUGGGCAACCUACCGCGAAGGAUUCGGUUCCAUGGAUAGCGAUUUUUUUCUUGGAUUAGAAAAAAUACAUCGUAUCACGAGCUUGCAGCGUUUCGAACUGUAUAUACAUUUGGUUGAUAACGACGGCAGCAUCUACUUCGCUCAUUAUGACGACUUCAAAAUAUCUGAUGAGGACAAUGGAUACGCUCUGAGCUUGGGUAGUUUUAAUGGAACUGCGGAGGAGGAUGCGAUGAGCAACGGCGAAAACAUGAAAUUCUCAACAUUUGAUCGCGACCACGACAUUGUUGAUAGUAAUUGCGCAGUUGAAUACAGAAGUGGCUGGUGGUACAAGGAUUGUUAUAAUUGUAACUUAAAUGCACCAUAUGGACCAAACCUAAAUUGGUGGGUGAAAAAUAAAAUCGAACUUAUUGAAGCUAAGAUGCUAAUUCGCCCGGCCGUUGAAGAAGUGAGCAUCUAAAGAGCUGAAACUCCGACAUUUAUCUUUUUUAAUCACUUAUAACAUAUGUAAUGGUGAACUAUGAAUUUGCUUUCCUAUUAAUUAUUCGAUCGACUUUUUAAACAAGCGAUUUAUUUGUUGAAUGCCUCAUUGAAAGAGAUUUGUUUCUAUUGUAUCAUAUAGUUUGUAUACAAAUUGGUGUAGUAAAUUAUAAGUCCUUAGAUAC
Molecule: messenger RNA, 1460 nt
Organism: Drosophila nasuta
Lineage: Eukaryota; Metazoa; Arthropoda; Insecta; Diptera; Drosophilidae
Product: ficolin-1-like
Exons: 3
Coding region: 8-1255 (415 amino acids)
Source: RefSeq, a predicted model, not a curated record